Molecule: messenger RNA, 919 nt
Organism: Paecilomyces variotii
Lineage: Eukaryota; Fungi; Ascomycota; Eurotiomycetes; Eurotiales; Thermoascaceae
Exons: 3
Coding region: 162-683 (173 amino acids)
Source: RefSeq, a predicted model, not a curated record
UCCUCUUGUUCCAAAUUGAUUAGUACUCCCAUAAUCUCUAGCAAACUGGUAAUUGCGAUGAUGAUAAAGCCAUAUAUUAUACCAUCUUAGCACUCCAUACAGCAGGAACACUAUCUCAAUAUAAAAAACCUUAAACUACAAACAACAUCUACGAAAAGGCCAUGCGCAACUUGAUGCCGAAAUAUCUCUUUCCAUAUCGUUUCCCUUUCUCUCGCUAUCACCUUAUCCAGUCCCGAUCAUACAGUGUUCCCAUCAGCGCUGCUGACAGAAAUUAUAACGCGCCCGUCAGCUCUGCGGAACAGACAGCUGAGAUAGUCCCCCCGAAAGAUUUCGCCUACCAAAGAAAGCCAGAUGAACGUCCCAUCAGCCCCGAAGAGAAAACGGAGGAAAUUAUUCCUAGUUCAAAACCCCCAGAACAAAAAGAGGACGGAAGGACCAGAUAUGCAGGAGACAUUGGUCUACGAGAGGUCUCCCCGCUCGCGAUGCUUCUUCUAGCGGGAGGCGCAGCGUGUGGCGUAAGCGGUUACUUUUACCUUUCUGCGUUCGAACGAAGCCAGGACCGCGAGCUGGGACGUAUUAUGGCUGUUAUUGAUAAGCAAGAUGAAUUGCAGCGGGUUAAUAUCGAGAAGCAUGAGCGUGAAAUUGGCGAGUUAAGAGAAAGGGUUGCUCGUAUGGAGAAAUAGCGGGGGUAAACAACGGCAUUUGCAUAUUCUCUUAGUGGGCUAGGUACGAUCUACAUAGAUAGUCUUCUAAGAGAUACGGGGUAUUAUUGCUUUGCUGGUAAGACUCUCCGCGUAAAGCUGGGCUGAAGGGGACGCAAUAAAAUCAAUUAUUUCUGAGGGAUUUGUCAGGCCAUAAUACGCCAUCGAAGAAGAAGAAGAAGAAGAAGAAGGGAUUCUUGAGGGAUUCGGAGAUGGUU